UCAGCACCCUAAUUACAUAUUUUGCCGUCACAUGCAAACCGUGACGACCAAAGAACGUUCUGGAUCAUUUUUCACAAAAAUAUGGGUUGUUCUUCGUCUUUAAGUCAAAAGCAUGCCCAUGUCUCGCUUCCCUUGUCCGAGCCACAAAAGUAUCUUGUCCGAGAAACUUGGGAAACGAUCGAACAACACAAGAAUAUGGUCGGGAAGAAAACGUUUCUAAGAUUUUUUGAGAUGAAUCCCGACUAUCAAAAGCUGUUUCCAGAGUUUAAAGACGUAGACCCAGUUGAACUAGAGAACACGAGUGCUUUAUAUGGACACGCUAAGCGAGUCAUGAAAGCCGUGGAGAAUGCCGUGUCUUCACUAGAUGAUGCGUUUAGCUUCGCUGCGUACCUGGAGGAACUGGGAAGGAGGCAUAUAGCUCGCGCAUUGAAACCGUCUUACCUUGAUGCAAUGCAGGAAGCACUGAUGUACAACUUGAAAGAUUUACUACGCAGCCAAUGGACAAAGGAAACAGAAGAGGCCUGGAACAGACUUUUUCGUUUCAUUUCUUCAACAAUGGUUAAAGGACUUCAGUCGCCAUGAGAAAAAUUCCGCCCGUGAAGUAAACGGGGUAAAACGUGGUUUUAAAUUUUGUAUAAAGCCAUUUCGGCGAAAAAUAAAAAGCGCUGAUAUUAUAUGGACAGUAUAAAUGAACUUGAAUCUGGCAUAUGUUAAAAUUCGCCAGCGAAGCUUUUGUAUUUUACCUUUUUGAGUAUUUAUCGCGAAAUUGGAAGGUGUUAGAGUUGAAAUCUUCAGAAUAAACUCGAAAAAUUUCUUCGUCCUACAUCCUCGAUAAAUCAGUCGACAACCCCAUCAAUUUUUUGGCUAUUUUUUUCUCUAAUGCAGUCGGUCGUUUAAAACGGCAGUAACUUGAAAAAACAAAGAUGGAUAAAAUAAACAUGCCAAGUAAUUUCAGUCAUUAAAACUUAAAAAAACAUAACUCAUUGACUUCUAUGUAAAUUAUAAUGUCUUCUGGCCCUAGGAGUUCACAUAAAUGAAAAUACUGAUUAAUUUUUUUCUAUCAAGUCACGGACAGGAAAUUAUUGAAAAUACAAAUCUUGAAGCAAAGUUUACAUAGUCAGAAUUACAAAGAUGAACAUACCUCUCAAACUCUGAACAACAUCUUGUAAAAUUGGUUUGUUUCCUUCGAUCGUUAGUUUAUUGAAAAUGACAGAAAGGUCUCAUUC
This is a messenger RNA of Pocillopora damicornis (cauliflower coral), 1226 nucleotides long. RefSeq names its product neuroglobin. Lineage: Eukaryota; Metazoa; Cnidaria; Anthozoa; Scleractinia; Pocilloporidae. Gene Ontology annotation, biological process: oxygen transport. The record is from RefSeq and is a predicted model, not a curated record. Gene Ontology annotation, molecular function: heme binding; iron ion binding; oxygen binding.